AUGAGCGUCCUCUUGUUGCCUGCCAGCAACGUAGACUGUUGGGAUGCUGUGCUGGGUGGGGAUUUGCACAACAAUGCCUGCACCAGCUGUCAUGGGAGCAUUGGUGCUUGCGCAGAAGAUGGCCAAACACAGGCCAUUCAGGUGCUGUUUUCUCAAUCCUCACGAUGCAGAGGCCCAGAGCCAGGUGGCAUGAAGACGCCUUCAGACGUCAGAUCCUGUCAAUGGUCGUUGGAGACCUGUGCUGGGCAACAAGAUGAAUCACGCUCUCUCCAGAGUGUCAGGGCCCUGUGGGCUUUGCAGGGCUGA
This is a messenger RNA of Ostreobium quekettii, 306 nucleotides long. The record is from the annotation of a GenBank genome assembly. Lineage: Eukaryota; Viridiplantae; Chlorophyta; Ulvophyceae; Bryopsidales; Ostreobiaceae.